UAAGGUUAACCAAUAGAGAGAGGCGUUUCUGAUCAUGCGGGAAAACCGAACGUGUUGAUUGGUCAACGUGAUGCUUAAGCCCCUCCCACCACUGAGAUUUGAAACGCGCAUAGAAAGCAGACGGAGGGCGGCAGCGAAGCAGAAGAAACGUUAAAGUUCAGACAUUUGGCCCCUGAGCUGCAGACAUGGCUCCCACCAAGAGAACCACCAAGCUGCAGAGCAACAACCCGAAGAAAGCCAAGCUGGAGGCUUUUCUGGACGACUUUGACAGCGAUGUGAAGACCCGGCUGGUCCAGAUGAAGGAGAAACUCAUCCAGCAGCUGAAGGACGUGGACAACAGCUACAACGUUGAUCUGCUGAAGCUGCCCAAGGCGGUGAGGAAGAUGCCGUGGAUGGAGUUCUACACUGACCUGGACAACCUGAAGGAUCCAGAGGUAGAUGAUGCCAAGAGUGAAGAGGAGACAGCCACCAUGGAGAACGUUCUGGAAAAGGCCACCGCCGUCCUCAAAUCGGUGAAAAAAACCUCCAGGAAGAAAGGCGGCGCCAAGUCCAGCACUGAUGAUGAGAACAUUCUGAGCUCCUCCAGGAAGGGCCGAGGAGCCAGAAAACCUCCGUCUACAGCAAAGAGGACCAAAGCUGCGACCAUCAGCAAACAGAGCACCACCAUCAGAAGAUCCAGCAGGAAACCUCUGGUGACGCCCGCCAGGAACCUACUGGACUCGUCUCUCUUGAUGGGACCGACUCCUCUCAUCACGCCACGCUUCGACCCCAGACUCCCAAAGACCCCCGCCAUCAGAGUCCCCCGCCACAAAGAGAGGGUCUACAGCAUCUCUGUGAAUGGCUCCCCCAUCGCCGCAGGAAGCCAGGACAUCAUCAUCAACGUCCCAGUGGGGAACGGAGAGAGCGUCCAGCUGCUGGCCAGUGAGAUGGACUCUGUGGACCUCAGUCUUCUGGACGAGACGGCCUUGAGGAGCAUCCGGCUGCUGCAGAACCGCCUGACUGCGCUCUGCGGCUCUUCGGAGUGACGAAGCCAGAUGUUACUAGAGAACCUGCUGUGGCGACCAGGACGGAACAGAACCAAGCUGGUUAUUCCCAGAACCUGAACCCGUGGGCCUGGAUCGCCGUCUCAGCGGCUUCUGUCCUUUUUUAUUUUUUUUUACGAACUUUAAGUUUAUUCUGAUCUUGGAACUUUUGUCUACAGAACUUCUUUGUCUUUGUUGAAACCAGAUUGUUCUUGUUGUCUGAAUAAAUCCAGCGUGGUUCUGUCA
Molecule: messenger RNA, 1268 nt
Organism: Cyprinodon tularosa
Lineage: Eukaryota; Metazoa; Chordata; Actinopteri; Cyprinodontiformes; Cyprinodontidae
Gene: cdca8
Product: cell division cycle associated 8
Exons: 11
Coding region: 186-1025 (279 amino acids)
Biological process (GO): mitotic sister chromatid segregation
Cellular component (GO): chromosome, centromeric region; spindle midzone; chromosome passenger complex
Source: RefSeq, a predicted model, not a curated record